Messenger RNA from Neoarius graeffei (lesser salmon catfish), 1756 nucleotides. Its product is annotated as Fanconi anemia core complex-associated protein 20. The transcript has 4 exons. Gene Ontology annotation, molecular function: ubiquitin binding. The coding region runs from base 108 to 890 and encodes 260 amino acids. NCBI's taxonomy places the organism in Eukaryota, Metazoa, Chordata, Actinopteri, Siluriformes, Ariidae. The record is from RefSeq and is a predicted model, not a curated record.
AGCGGAAGUUGUUUAAAUUCGGCGGUAUAGCGCUCUCUGUUUACUGAAGAAAAAAGACAAAUAAACAACAACAGCAACAAAAAAAAACCCCACAGGAAAUAGAAAUCAUGUCCAAACUCAAAAGAAGAAAACCUGCGGUGGAGGAAAUAAAACCUGCAGCCCAGUUUCGGCGCACAGCUCGGAGUGAGAGUCUGCGCAUCCCGGACGCAGCGCUGCACACGCCAGCUGAGGGUUCUCCUGCAGGUUCAGGAUCUUUAUGGUGGACUUCAUCUGAUCUCUCAGAUGUGGAGAAGCUCUGGAUGGAAACACUGCAGGCUUUCUGUUCACAGUUUACAUCUCAGGACAUGAUGCUCUGUGUUCCUCAUCUCCCUCAACACUCUACGAAAGAGGAGGAAUGGUUUGAGCGGCGCUGGUGCAGUCUGGAUGAAGGUGUUGCUCCCUUUCCAAAUCCACUCGCUCCCUAUCCCCUUCCUCACUCCAGUCUCCCCCUAUCAUCUUCCGUCUCCACUCCCAGUCCACAGAACCGAACCGGCUGCUUCUCGGUCCACAGCGCUCCAAAAUCCCUCAGUCAGCGGAACGAUCAGUCUGAUGUUAGUGAGUGUGAGCAGGAUGUGAAUGGAGCCACUGCAGGAAAAUCUGGAACGGAACAUUCUGGUCCGGAGCAUGAGGGUGAAGCAGGAGCAGUGCCUGGAUCUGGAAUGACAUCUGGAUCUGAACCUGAAAUUAGUAAUGAAGCCGGAAUGUCGGAAAGAGGAUCGGAAUCAAACGGAUUAAGACUGGAAUGCUGUCCGAUGUGUCUGAUGCCGUUUCCUGCAGAGUUCUCUCAGAUGGAGUGUGAUGGUCAUCUCGCCCAGUGUUUAUCAGAGAUGAAUGUCGACAUGGUGUGGUGAUCAUCAUCAUCAUCAUCAUCAUCCUUUGUUCACGUGAUCAUGUGACAUCACACACACUGUUCUAAAGAAAGAAGUUCCAGCGCUACAAUGAACCAUCAGUAAUGUAGUAGUGAGUUGCUGUAAUUUACGUCCAUUAGCCGAGUAUAAAUAACUCACGAGGUAAUGUCUCCAUAAAUCAGUAUUCAGUGGAGUUAGCUGGUUAAUGUUACCGCCAGAGCUUCACAGUUAGCGACACUGAAACUGAACAUUCAGAUAUUCUUAAAAAUCAGAAAAUAAAUCUGAAGAUUUUGUUCUGAUGUUAAUUUCUCUCAGUUGUAGAAAGUCCUCAAAACAUAAAGACACAAGUAAAUUAGCAUAAAGUCUGCAGUAACAGGUCUACUGUAAAUACGCUAAUAAACCAGCACACACAAUUCAUUUAAUGUAAACAUGCUAACAGACACUGUGCUAAUAAACACAGGUUGAUUUUUAUAAAUCAUGUUAUUUGGAUUUCUGAGAUAUUGUUUGUUUGUUGUUUUUCCCCCCAAACCCACCAAUCAGCACACAGCAACUCAGAGCAGCUUUACAGCCAACAUUUACUGAUUUACAGUCGCUUCAUUUCAUUUCUUCAGUUUCUAUCUUCAUUAGACCAAAAACACGGUCGCGUCUCUCUGCUCAUUUACACUCCGUUAUAUAUUUAAUUUAGAAUAAUUUAUAAAACAAACACCGGAUAUAAAAGUUUCCCUGGUGCUGAAGAAGUGUGAGAUUUCAAAAACAAAACCAAGAAAAACUUAAAAACAGAAAAGCUCGUGAGAAUUUCAGUGUUUUUCAGGGUGGAUUGAUGAGGAGUGGUGUGUGAUUUAUGUGAAAUAAAAACUGGUUUAAUUUUC